Orycteropus afer afer is the source of this 10875-nucleotide messenger RNA. RefSeq names its product spectrin beta, non-erythrocytic 5 (gene SPTBN5). The record is from RefSeq and is a predicted model, not a curated record. Gene Ontology annotation, biological process: actin cytoskeleton organization. Gene Ontology annotation, molecular function: actin filament binding. Gene Ontology annotation, cellular component: cell junction; plasma membrane; cell projection. The transcript has 65 exons. Lineage: Eukaryota; Metazoa; Chordata; Mammalia; Tubulidentata; Orycteropodidae. The coding region runs from base 1 to 10875 and encodes 3624 amino acids.
AUGGACUCUGAGUAUGAGAUGGGCCACAUUCGCAAGCUGCAGGCCCAGCACACACGGAUGCAGGAGAAGACUUUUACCAACUGGAUCAACAACAUCUUCCAGCACAGCCGGGUGGGCAUCAAGAUCCAUAACCUGUACAAAGAGCUGGGUGAUGGCACUCACUUACUGCGACUGCUGGAGCUCAUCUCAGGAGAGACCCUGCCACCCCCCAGCCGAGGCCGCCUGCGUGUGCACUUCCUAGAGAACAACAGCCGAGUGCUGGCCUUCCUCAAGGCCAAGGUGCCAAUACCCCUGAUUGGGCCAGAGAACAUUGUGGAUGGAGAUCAGACGCUCAUCCUGGGACUCAUCUGGGUCAUCAUUCUGCGUUUCCAGAUUUCCCACAUCUCCCUGGACAGGGAGGAGUUUGGGGCCAGUGCAGCCCUGCUGUCCACUAAGGAAGCUCUGCUUAUCUGGUGCCAGCGGAAGACAGCCAGCUACACCAACGUGAGCAUCACUGACUUCUCCUGCAGCUGGAGAGAUGGGCUUGCCUUCAAUGCCCUCAUUCAUGCCCACAGGCCAGACCUGAUCGACUAUAGCUCCCUGCACCCGCAGCACCCACUGCACAACCUCCACUUUGCUUUCCAUGUGGCCGAGCAGAAGCUGGGCAUUGCUCAGCUGCUGGACCCUGAGGACGUGGCGGCUCUACCACCUGACGAGCGCUCCAUCAUGACCUACGUCUCCCUCUACUACCACCACUUCUCCCGCCUGCACCAUGGCCAGACUGUUCAGAGGAGACUCGCUAAGAUCCUGCUUCAGCUUCAAGAGACAGAGGAGCUACAGAGCCAAUAUGAGCAGCUGGUGGCAGACCUGCUACGCUGGAUUGGAGAGAAGCAGGUGCAGCUGGAGGCCCGGGACUUCCCAGAUUCACUACCUGCCAUGAACCAGCUACUGGUGGCCUUUGCCUCCUUCCGAACCCAGGAAAAGCCACCCCGGCUGCAGCAGCGAGGGGCUACGGAAGUCCUGCUCUUUCGGCUACAGACAAAGCUCCAAGCCCAGAACCGCAGGCCUUUCCUGCCUUGUGAGGGCCUAGGCCCUGCGGAUCUGUCCCAGCGCUGGGCAGGGCUGGAGCGGGCAGAGGCCGCACGGAGCCAGGCUCUGCAGCAGCGGCUACUGCAGCUGGAGCGCCUGGAAACCCUGGCCCGGCGCUUCCAGCGAAAGGCGGCCCUCCGCGAGAGCUACCUGGUGGACAUGGAACUUGUGCUCAACCAGGUGGGAGCCCCACUGGCCAGCCCAGCCAUGGUGGAGGCAGCCUCCCAGAGGCUAGGCAUGCUUGAAGCUGGCAUCCUGCCCCAGGAGGGGCGCUUCCAGGCCCUAGCUGAGAUUGCAGACAUCCUGCAGCAGGAGAAGUACCACGGCUGGGCAGAUGUGGCCUACAGGCAGAUGGAGGUCACCCGACGCUGGGAGAGGCUCCUUCAGCAUCUCCAAGAGAAGAGGAAGCAGAUGGCAAGCAGCCAGGCGGUGCAAAGCCUGCUGCAGGAGGUCCAGGCUGCCUCUGACCAGCUCAAGGAGCUGCAGGUGCCAGCCAGCUCCACAGCCUGUGGUCAGCAGCUGGCAGAAGUAGUAGAGCUGCUGCAGAGGCAUGAGCUGUUGGAGGUCCAGGUCUCUGCCCAGGGAGCCCAUGUGAGCCACCUCACCCACCAGACCAUGGAGCUGGACUCCUCCAAAGGCACCAGUGUGAAGGUGCUGCAGGCCAAGGCCCAGGAGCUGGUCGAGCUCCACCAGGGCCUGGUGUCUCUAGUCAGAGCCCGGCGCACUCUGCUGGAGCAGGCCCUGCAGCGGGCAAAGUUCUUGCACAGCUGUGAGGAGGAGGAAGCAUGGCUGAGGGAACGCAGACAGCUGGUGGAGAAUGUGGCCCUGGGUCGGAAUCUCAGGCAGCUCUCAGCCGCCCUGCAGAAGCACAAGGCCCUGGAGACUGAGAUCUGCAACCACCAGGUCUUGUGCGCGGAUCUAGCACAGAGGGGGCGUGGCCUCGGCGUCGGGGGAUCCCCGACGCAGCGGGAUCCUUGGGAGCGGGCUCAGGCAGUGCUGGGAGCGUGUCAGCUGCUCCAGAUGCGGGCGGCAGGGCUGGGCGCACGGCUCCAGGCAGCCCUGUCUGUCCAGCAGUAUUUCGCUGACGCAGAGGAUGCGGCCUUGUGGCUUCGCGAGCGGCGAUCCUUACUGGACAGCGCGUCUUGUGGAUCGGACCAGGCCGGCGCCGAGGCACUGAUGAUGCGCCACCUGCAGCUGGAGCGUGCCGUGCGCGCCUUCGCGGCAGAGCUGCGGCGGCUGGACCAACAGGCGCAGACAGCCGCAGCGCGGCUGUCGCUCACCAUGCGGGGGGAGACCCCAGAAGGCUGGAAUAAGCUUGAUGGGAGCACAACUGGGAAACUGCAAGAUGGAACCCAAAUCUUGACAGCACCAGGUAGCCAGCACCUGUGGCCCCAGGUCCAGGCACACUUCACCUACAGAGGGACACACUUCAUCUGGCUCGUAGGAGAGGCUGUGGAGCAGGUGCUCCAAUCGGGCACUGAUACCUGUGAGCUGAAGGACCAGGAAGCCUUCCAUGCCAAGUUGGCCCUCAGCUAUGGUAUGGAGCAGGAGCCCCAGGUGGUAUCUGCCCUGAGCCCUCUAGGGGAGGGCCCGAGGAACCGAAAGGCCUGGAGCAUAUCUGACCCUGACUUUGACCCCAACACCAUUCUCCAGACACAGGACCGCUUGAGGCAGGACUAUGAAGGCCUGCGAGUCCUGGCAGAGCACCGCAGGGCCCGGCUGGAGGAGAUGGUGGCCCUGUUUGGCUUCUCCAGCUCCUGUGGAGAGUUCCUGUCCUGGCUGGAGGACCAGACAGCACUGUUUCAAAUGCUGCAGCCCCAGGCUGACAACUUGGUGGUUAUGCAGUUCAAAUAUGAGAACUUCCUCGCCACCCUGGCUGUGGGAAAGGGCCGCUGGGCUGAGGUCAACAGCUCUGCUGAGCAACUGAAGCAGAGAUAUCCUGGGGACUCCACACAGAUCCAACAACAGCAGGAAGAAUUGAGCCGGAGGUGGAGACAGCUGGAGGCCCUGACAAAGGAGAAGGAGAUGGAGCUGGCAGGCAUCAUGGAUGUGUGCAGUUUUCUGCAGGAAUAUGACUCCACCCAGGUCCAGCUACAGGACAUGAUAGUCCGGCUGGAAGCCCUAGAGCCAGGGGGCUCAGAAGGCAGCCCCCGCAUCCUACAGCUGACCCAGCAGAAGAUGCACAUGCUGGAAGAGAGGAUCCACUGCCUCCAAAGUGUGGCCCUAAAGGUAGAGGAGGCAGGCCCCACACAGAGGCAGCCCCUGCGAGAACAAGUGGAAACAAUGCAGGAGUUGCUGAAGCAAGUACAGAGGCAGGUGGCCCUUCAGACUCAGGCCCAGACCGAGGCUCAGGCCCGCGACAGCUUCCUGCAAGAGAGCCAGCAACUGCUGCUAUGGGCAGAGGGUGUCUGGGCUCAGCUGCACAGCAAGGAGGAGGUGAUGGACGUGGCCUUGGCACAGCAGCUGCUGACCGAACACCAACAUCUGCUGGCGGAGAUCUGCCUGAGGCAGGAGAGGCUGCAGCAACUGGAGGCUCAGGGCCAGCACAUGACCGCUUUGGACUCCCUGGGCUCCCAAGAGGUGGCCAGUGUUCUGAGGCUCCUGGGCCAAAAAGGCAGGGAGCUGAGGGCUGCCUGGGAGCAGCGACAGCAAUGGCUGCAGGAGGAGCUGGAGCUGCAUAGGUUUGGCCGAGAAGCAGAUGGUUUCACUGCCACCUGUGCCAAACAUGAGGCCUUCCUGCGUCUGGACCACCUUGGGGAGACUGUAGGAGAGGCCCAGAGCUUGCUGCAGCGACAUCAGGAGUUUGAGUGGCUCCUGGGCACCCUGGGCCCUCGGGCAGAGGCUCUGCAGGCACAUGGCAAGAAGCUGGUUCAGAGCCAGCACUCCGCAGCAGACAUGGUCAGAGAGUGGCUGCAGAGUGUCCAGGCACAAUGGACCAGGGUCCAGGAGAGGUGUAAGCAGAGGAGGAGCCAGCUGCUGGCUUCCAUCCACUUCCAGGAAUGGAAGCAGGAUGUGGCAGAGCUGAUGCUAUGGAUAGAGGAGAAAGAGCUGCUUGCAGCAGAUGAGCCCUCCCGAGAACCCAGAAACAUUUUGCGGAAACUUAGAAGGCACGAAGCAGCUGAGAGUGAGCUGCAAGUUACCCACAGACAUGUGGAGGACUUACAACAGGUUGGGAGAGAGCUGUUGAACAGUGGGCCUCAUGCCCAGGAGGACGUGCAAGCCAGGCUUCAAGGCCUGAGUUCCAAGUGGGAGGAGUUGAACCUCAAGAUGGCAGAGCGUAGGGACAAGCUCCGACAGGCCAGACAGCAGGAGCAGCUCCUGGAGCUGCUGCAGGAGGCCAAAGAGAAGAUGGAGCAAUUAGAGAGGACCUUGCAGAGUGCAGGAGUAGGGCAGGACCUGUGCUCAAGCCUAGAACUGCAGAAACAGCACCACCAACUGGAGGAUGAGAGCCAGGCUCUGGCCAGCAAGAUGGCUACCCUCGUCUCCCAGGCCCACUGUGUACUCAAUUCCCAGAGCUUCCUGGAGGAGACCCAGAAGUACCUCCAGAGGCUCAAGUCCCUGCAAGGACAGCUGGCCACUUGGCACCUGCAGCUACAGGCCUCAGUUAAGCUGCAUCAGUUCUACCACCUGAACAACUUGGAGCUCACCUGGGUGGCUGAGCACAUGCCCAGUCUCAGUUCCACCAGCUACACCAAGUGCUUGGAUGAUGCCCAGUGCCUUAACCACAAGUACAAGGCACUCCAGGCUGCAGUGAAAGCACACGAGGGACAGGUGCAGAGGGUGCUAGGCUCUGGACAAAGCCUCGCAGCCUCAGGGCACCCCCAUGCCCAACACAUCAAAGAGCAAUGCCAGAGGCUGGAAGGGUGUUGGGCAGAGCUGGAGCAGGCAUGUGCAGCAUGGUCCCAGUGCCUACAGCAAGCUGCUGCUUCCCAUCAGUAUUUUCUGGAUGUAUCAGAGCUGGAGGGCUGGGUGGAGGAGAAGCGGCCACUGGUGAGCAGUCAGGAUUAUGGUGGAGAUGAGGCCACUACCUUCAUUCUCAUCAAGAAGCACCAGGCACUGCAGCAGGAACUGGCUCUUUAUUGGAGCUUCAUGGAGAAGCUUGACCAGAGGGCCCAAACUCUCACUGGCCUUGAGGCUGCUGAGCAGCUGAGUACAAUGUCGAAGAGGCUCUGGAAGCAGCUACAGGCAUUGCAGGAGUUGGCAGCCUCAAGGGACCAGGAGCUGGAAAGGACCCUGAAACUGCAUGAGUUCAUGAGAGAAGCUGAGGAGUUGCAGAGCUGGCUGACUAGCCAGAAGCAGGUGGCCAGAGGAGGAGAGAGCCCCGGAGAAGACUAUGAACACGUCCUACACCUCUGGACCAAGUUUGCAAAGUUUCAGCACCAAGUGGAGAUGGGUGGUCAGUGGGUGGCAACCUGCCAGCAGCUGGCGGAGAGCCUGCAGGAGGCUGGGCCAAGUGCUAAUCCCAGAGUCCGUCAGAGGCAGCAAGACCUACAGGCUGCCUGGUCAGAGCUGUGGGAGCUGACCAAGGCCCGAGGCCACCUGCUCCAAGAUGCUGAGAUCACCCUCAAAGUUCACAGAGAUCUGUCAGAAGUGCUCGCCCAGAUCCAGGAGAAAGUCACAAGCAUCCCAGAUGAUGUGUUCCAAGACCUGCGUUGGGUAGAGGCCCAGCUGAGGAGACACGAGGAGCUGGAACGUGAACUUGUGGGCACCAAGCAGCUGCUUCAGGAGCUGCUGGAGGCUGCAGGCAGAGUACAGAAGCUAUAUCCUGGGCCUCAGGCUGAUGCUGUGCGGUGGAGGCAGCAGGCCGUGGUCCAGGCCCGUGAGGCCUUACAGCUGCGCAUGGAGGAACGCAGGGCCCAGCUGGAGCAGGCAUGCCUCCUGGCCCACUUCCACACAAUGGUACAGGACUAUGCCUCCUGGGCAGCAAGCAUGCAGCAGGAAUUGCAGGUAGAGGAGUGGUCCCAGGACCCUAGCAGUGGUUCUCUAAAGCUCAGUGCCCACCAACAGCUUUGGGCCGAGCUCAAGGCCCAGGAGGAGCUGUACCAACGAGCUGGCCAGCUGGGCCAACAGAUGCUUCUGACUGCAGGGCCAUCCACCAAGGAGGUCCAGGAAAGGCUGCGAGCCUUGCAGGACACACGGGAGCAUGUGUUCCAGGCCUGGGAGCAGAAGCAAGAGAGGCUGCAGGCCAUGCACCGUGAGCAGCUCUUCCUCAGAGACUGUGAUCACCUGGACAAGAUCCUCCAGGCCCAGGAGGUCUUCCUGAAAGCCAGUGCCCUGGGGAGCUCAGUAGAAGAGGUGGAGCAGUUGAUUUGCAAGCAUGAGGCCUUCCAGAAAGUGCUGACUGCCCAAGACAAGAAGGAGGUGGCCAUAUGUGAGCAGGCAAAGGCACUCCAGGGCCCCAGGGUGCAGGGCUUGCUGAGUGCAGUGCUGGAGCGGCGGGCUCGAGUGAAGGACUUGGCAGAGAGCCGGCGACAUGCACUUCAUACCUCCCUGCUGACAGCUGCUUUCAUCAGGGCCAAGACACAGGCCGAGGACUGGAUCCAGGAGCGGGCCCAGCAGCUGAAAGAGCCUGUCCCUCUUGGGGACCUGAAAGAUAAGUUGACACACCUGCAGAAACAUCAGGCCUUUGAAGCUGAGGUCCAGGCCCAUAAGGAGGUCGUAACCUCUGUUGUCAAGAAGGGCGAGGCUCUACUGGCACAGAGCCAUCCUCAGGAGGGAGAGAUUGCGCAGAGGCUGCAGGAACUGCAGGAGCACUGGGAGAAGCUGAGGCAGGCGGUGGCGCUCCGAGGCCAAGACCUGAGGGACCAGCGGGACUUCCUGGAGUUCCUGCAGAAGGCGGACCUUGCAGAGGCCUGGAUCCAGGAGAAGGAAGGCGUGCUGAACAUCACCGACCUGGGCCAGGAUCUUGAGCACUGCCUGCAGCUCAGCAGACAGCUCUGCAAGUUCCGAGGAACCUUGGCUGGGGACUUGGUGAAUGCGCGCAUCAGGAGCAUCAGUGACUUGUCACUGCAGCUCAAGAUCCGGGACCCUGACCAGGUCAAGGCUAUCUAUCAGCGGCAAAACCAGCUCAACAACAGGUGGAAUAGUUUCCAUGGCAACCUGCUCCGGUACCAGAGGCAGCUUGAAGGGGCUCUGGAGAUACACACUUUGUCAUGUGAGCUGAAUGGCAUCACCAUAAGGAUUGUGGAGAAAAGUGCCCUGGCCCAGGCCCUGGACUUCAGGAAAGAUCUGAAGCACAUACAGGGGCUGCUGUGCAAACACAAGGAGUUGGAGCAGGCAAUGGGCCUGAUUCAAGCCCAGGUGGAGCCCCUGGAACAUAAAGUGGUCCGCCUCUGCCAGAGGAGCCCUGGGGCAGCCCACAGCCUCAGCUGCAAGCAUCGGGAGAUGAUGGACAGCUGGCGGCAGCUCCAGAGUGAGGCCCAGAAGCGGAAGGAGUCGCUGGACGCCUCAUACCAGGCUCAGACACUCCAGGCGAUGCUGCAGAAAUUGCUGGUCUGGGCCCGGGGGCUGCGGGCUCUGAUGGACGUCGGAAGCCCUCCUGGCAGCGCUGCAGAGGUCCGGAGUAUGUUAGAGGAGCACCAGGAGCGAAAGGCCGAGCUGGACUUCCGAACAGAGAGCAUCAGGCUGGUGCGAAGCAUGGGACAACGGUUGCUCACAGCUGGGCACCCAUCCACCCCGGACAUUUGCCGGUUGCUAGCUGGGUUAGAACAGGAGCUGAACAGUCUGGACAGGGCCUGGCAGGAGCACCAGCUACAGCUACAGCAGGCCCUGGAGCUGCAGCUAUUUCUGAGCUCUGUGGAGGAAAUUGAAAGUUGGCUCUGUAGCAAGGAACUUUUCCUAGCCAGUGAGGAACUGAAGGACCCCUUGGCCAAUGUGGAGACCCUCUUAUGGAAGCACAAGGUACUUGAGCGGGGCCUGGAGGCUCAGGCAGAAAAGAUCAGCUCACUGGAAGUCACAGCCCAUCACCUGCACCAGAAUGGACACCCCGAGGCCCAGAGAGCCCUGGGCAGGUGUCAGGCCGUGUUCCUGAGGAAAGAGGCACUCCUGAAGCGAGCUGGGACCCGCCACCACCAGCUGAAGGGGCUACAGCAGCUACAGAAGUUCCUGCAGGAUUCCUACGAGGUGACCGCAUGGCUGAGGGAGAAGAACCAGGUGGCUCUGGAAGAGGGCUGGCAGAACACAGCCACUUUGCAGACACAGUUGCAGAAGCAUCAGAAUCUCCAGGCCGAGCUAGACUCAAUAGCACACCUGGAACAGAGGCUGCAGAUGGAGGGGCAGAGGCUGCUGCAAGAGGGCCACCCAGCCUUGGAGACCAUCCAGGCGCGGCUGCAGGAGCUGAGCGAGCUCUGGGAUCAGCUGCAGGCCAACUGCCGGAGGAAGGCAGCCAAGCUCCAGGAGACCUGCAAGGCCCUGCAUCUACAGCGGAGCCUGAGGGAGCUGGAGAGCUGGCUAGAGCCCGUGGAGGUGGAACUGCAAGCCCCUGUUGGAGGACAGGACCUUCCUGGGGUGGGCGAGCUCCUGGCAACACAGGGAGAACUGGAGGCAGCAGUGGACAAGCAGGCUCGACAGGCACGGACCCUGCUAGACCAGACCCAGGCCUUCAUCCAGGAAGGGCACUGCCUGGACAUAGAGGAGCAGGCCCAGCUGCUGCUUCAGAGGUUCGAGAGUCUGAGGGAGCCCCUGCAGGAGCGCAGGGCGGCCCUGGAGUCCUGGAGCCUCCUCUACCAGUUCUUCAGGGAUGCCGACGAGGAGAUGGCCUGGGUGCAGGAGAAGUUCCCCCUGGCUGCGGCCCAGGACUAUGGCCAGAGCCUGAGCACAGUGCGGCGCCUGCGGGAGAAACACCAGAACUUGGAGCAUGAGAUCCGCAGCCACGAGGCCCUGACCCGGGUGGUGGUGGGCACGGGGCACAAGCUGGUGCAGGCUGGUCACUUUGCCACCCAUGAAGUGGCUGCCCGGGUGCAGCAGCUGCAAAGUGCUAUGGGUGGCCUGCGAGCAGAGGCCGAGCGGAGGAGGCUGCUGCUGCGGCAGGCUGAAGAGGCCCAGCAGCUCCUGACAGAGCUCCUGGAGGCAGAAUCCUGGCUGGUGGAACAGGGCUGUGUCCUGGACAGCAAGGCCAUGGGCCAGAGUGCUGAGGCCACACAGGCCCUCCUGAGAAGGCUGGAGACCACCAGGAGAGACCUGGAGGGAUUUAGCACACAUAUGGAGAGGCUGCAAGAGAUGGCGAUGCUCCUAGAGAGCACACGGAACCCAGACAGUUCCAAAGUGCUGACCCAGCUACAAGUGGUAAGGGAGGCCCACACGGGGCUGCUGCAGGGAGUGGAGGUGCGGGGACAGCAUCUGCAGGAUCAGCUGCGGCUGCACCAGCUGGAGCGAGAGGCAUUGAUCCUCAAUGCCUGGCUGGCCAGCAAGAUGGACACGGCCGAGUCUCAGGACUAUGGGCAGGACCUGGAGGGCGUCAAGGUGCUGGAAGAGAAGUUUGAUAUUUUCAGAAAGGAAGUCCAGAGCCUAGGGCAGGCCAAGGUGCAGGCCCUAAAGGAGCUGGCAAGCUCCCUGGAACGGGGCACACCCAGGUGUUGUCCCCAGAUUCAAGCCUGCAAGAGCCGCAUCAAAGCCACUUGGGAGAAGCUGGACAGAGCAAUAAAAGCCCGCACAGAGAACCUGGCUGCAGCCCGUGAGAUCUGCAGCUUCCAUAAGGCAGUGAGCAUGCUCCGGGACUGGAUGCAGGAAAAGGCAGCCAUGAUGGAGGGUGGCAGCUGUGGUCAUGACCUGCCUUCUGUGCAGGCCCUGCAGUACCAGCACAGAUGCCUGGAGAGGGAGCUGGUGGCUGUGGAGAAGAAGGUGGAGUGGCUGGGGAUGGAGGCCAGCCAACUGGGCCAGCUACACCCUGCAGCCCAAGAGGGCCUGGCCGAGCAGCUGACCAAGGUGCAGGAGGCCUGGGCCAACCUGGACAAGAAGGCCCGGGAGCAACACCAGCAGUUGGAGUGGGCUGCCCAGGGCCAUGCCUUCCUUAGGCGCUGCCAGGAGCUGCUCACAUGGGCUCAGGAGAAGCAGGCGCUGGUGUCCUCAGAGGAGCUGGCAGGGGCCGAGCAUUUCCUUGGGCAGCAGGAGGAGCUGGGGCAGGAAAUCACAGAGCUCAGCUUUCGAGCCCAGGAUGUGCAGCAAGAAGGGCAGCAGCUGCUGGACAACAGCCACUUCAUGUCCCCAGAGGUCACAAAGUGUCUGCAGGAGCUGGACCAGCGGCUGCAGGAGCUCCAGGAGGCCUGGGCCCUGCACCAGGAGCGCUGCCGGGAGAGCCAGAGCCUGCAGGAGCUGCAGCAGAUGCUGGACCAGGCUGAGGCCUGGCUGGCCUCCCGGGAGGGCCCUCUGCUGGACCCCAACUAUGGGCAAUCAGUGUCAGAUGUGGAGUUGCUGCUCCACAGGCACCAGGACUUAGAAAAGCAGCUGGCAGCCCAGGAAGAGAAGUUUACCCAGUUACAGAGGACAGCAGAGGAUGCCAAGUGUGCCCUCACCAUGGAGGGGGUCUUAGAGCAGCUCCUGCCUGGAGGAAGGCAGAAAGUGGCUUCUAUGGCCACCCUUGACCUCGCGGGAGCCCAGUGUGAGAGGCUGAGAGACCACCAUGGCAGGAAACACUCUUUAAGGCUGGGCAGCAGACCGGAGCACCACCUCCUGUUGGCACCAUCAGAAGGGCAGUCUGAGAUCUGGCUGCGAGCCCUGAGCAGUGUACAAGGUGGGUUCCAGGGGAAGAUUGUGACCAAGCUCCAUGUGCCACUGGUGUUUUAUGCAUUCAUGGAAAGUUUUUACAUCUAG